Entelurus aequoreus (snake pipefish) is the source of this 2851-nucleotide messenger RNA. RefSeq names its product zinc finger BED domain-containing protein 4-like. Gene Ontology annotation, molecular function: DNA binding; protein dimerization activity. The record is from RefSeq and is a predicted model, not a curated record. The transcript is spliced from 3 exons. The coding region runs from base 342 to 2309 and encodes 655 amino acids. Lineage: Eukaryota; Metazoa; Chordata; Actinopteri; Syngnathiformes; Syngnathidae.
UUGAUGACUUUAGACUUGACUUGACAAAAUGUAAAAAGACUUGCAACUCGACUUAGACUUUAACAUCAUUGACUUGUGACUUCACUUGGACUUGAGCUUUUUGACUUGACAUGACUUGACAUGACUUGCUACUUUCCCCAAAACCCAAAGAUUAAAAAGUUAUUCGGGAGCGCUUCAUAUUUUUCAUUGUGUACUUGUCUAUCAGCGUUGCGUGUGUCAGCGUGUGUGCUGCGUGUCAAGCGUGUGUGCUCUCAGUACAACAGCCAAUCAAAUUUGAUCUACGUUGUUUUCGUCCCACAGCAUUCAUCCAAUCAAAUUGCAGGAAAACCGAUGAAGAAGAAAUGUCCAAACCACACGCCAGUGAACAAAAAAUGAUACCUAAAAUAAUUUCGUUUGGGUAUAAAAAUUACGAGGUGGUCAACACAAAACGGUUUGCAGUAUGCAACACAUGCGGUUCGAAAAUUACUGAUGGACAGGCAACAACUUCCAACUUCGUCCGACAUUUGAAGUUGCACAAAGAACGAUUUCAAGAAUACCUGAUGAACAAAAGCAUCACAAAUGGACCACAACAGCCUUCAAUCUCGCAGUUCCUGGACAAUCGUGUCGGGCAUUACAGUAUGACUCAUCCACAGCAGAAAGCUAUCACCAAUGCAAUACUGUCUGACUUGAUUAUUGAUUGCAACUUGCCCCUGUCUAUUGUGGAAAACAAGAGUUUUCGCCACUUUCUGACAGUACUUGACAGCAAGUACACCCCAGUGUGUCGCAGAACACUGACAUCAAAAACAGAGAACCUCACUGAAGAAAGACGAUCAAAAUUAAAAACUCAAUUGAGCCACACUGACCAUGUUUCAGUGACUGUCGACAUUUGGUCUGACCGAAAGAUGAGGGGAUUCCUCGGUGUCACUGUGCACUGGAUGGACAAAGAGGCAGAGAGGAUACAGCUCAAGUCCAAUCUCUUGGCUUGUGAGCGCUUCAAAGGCUCACAUACAGCUGAACGAAUCUGUGACAAAUUUGAGGCUAUAUGUGAUGAAUACAACAUUAAAGCUAAACUGGACUACAUUAUUAGUGACAAUGCUGCUAACAUGCGAAAAGCAUUCACUGUGUGCUUCCCCAGUGAACAAGAGGAUGACGAUGAUGGAGAUCAUCUGGAUGACCCUGAGCUCUGGUGUGAUUUAACCGUGGAAGAUCAGCAAACGGUAGAUGUUGCUAUGGCAAAGAAAAAGCGCUUGCAGUGUUUUGCACACACUCUUCAGCUGGUGGUGGGAGAUGGUUUGAAAGAAACAAAAGUGGUAUCUCCUUCUCUUUCGAAGUUAUCUAAACUCAGCUCACUGCUGCACACAAGCACAACAUUCAAAGAUGUGUUUGAUGCUGAAUUUGGGGAACAGAAAGGCAUCCCUGCUGCAGUCAACACAAGAUGGAACUCAACACUGAGGCAAGCGAAGGCUGUUCUCCAGUGCAAUCAUGUAAGGCUCUGUGCUGUUCUAGAAAAGGCUGGGCACAGGGAGUUGUCAUUCACAGCACGGGAGUGGAAUCUGUUGAAAGAUUUGGUGGACAUCUUGAAGCCAUUUGGAGAAGCAACUGAUUUGACACAGGGGGAGAAGGUCAUCACAAUCAGUGCUGUUGUUCCAUCCAUCUUGUCCCUCAACCACCACCUUGAGAAACUGAAGCCUCAGGUCUGUUUUCUGAGCGGCCUGGUCAGAAGUCUCCAGACAUCCCUGAACAAAAGAUUUCUUGGAAUCUUCAUCAAUGUGAAAAUGGCCAGGACACAAGAUGGGAUCACUGCUCCCUUUUCAGAUCCAGUCUACCUCAAAGCAGCUGUCUUGGAUCCAGCCUUUUCUCUGUUGUGGGUGGAGCCCCAUGUGCUGGUCAGUCGUGACGUCAAGGCAGAGGUGGCACAACAGGUUAAAGAAUUGAUCCUGCAAGAUGCUGCAGAGACUGAGCAACCUGCGCCUCUUGUUGAUGAAAAAGAGCAAGGGGACCUUGGAGAAGGAGAAGGGCUGUUUGCUGCUUACCACAAGAGACAGAAGAAGGAUGUUGGGACUACUCCAGCACUACAGCUAAGUCACUACCUUGACAUAGCUGAAGGACAGAAUGCCCUUUUGUUCUGGGCAUUGAACAUGAAGACUCUUCCUUCACUGUUCCGAGUGGCCAUGAGAGUCUUGGCAGUGCCUGCCUCCAGUGCUCCAGUGGAGCGAGUUUUCAGCCAUGGUGGCAUCAUACUACGCCCCCAUCGUGCACAAAUGACUGACAGACUCUUGGCCAAUUUGGUCUUUUGCAAAUGCAAUGCAGCAUAUGGCCCUGACAUAUAAAAAGUACAACCUUUUUGUUAUGUUAUAUGUCAUGUUUUUUCAAUGUUAACACUUUUGUACAAAUAAGUACAGUUGCACUUUAUUUUUAAAAUGUGUUUAUUCUGUAAAGGAAUGAGUCAAAUGUUUAAAAUGACUGGUUAAUAGUGCUAUUAUAAAGUGCAAUGUCAGCACAAUUUUCUUUCCUGCAAUUUAAAAUGCACUUGUUUUAAUAAAUAAAUACAGCGUUUGAAAAGCAUACACAAUCUGUGUUAAUAUAUUAGUCUGUGGUUAAAAGGACUUGAAAGGACUCGAAACUCAAAAUGCAGGACUUGGGACUUGACUUGAGACUUUCCAGUCUUGACUUUGGACUUGACUCGGGACUUGCCUGUCUUGACUCGAGACUUGACUCGGACUUGAGGGCAAAGACUUGAGACUUACUUGUGACUUGCAAAACAAUGACUUGGUCCCACCUCUGCACAUUCUUAAUAUACCGUAAUUUCCGGACUAUAAGCCGCACCUGACUAUAAGCCGCACCAGCUAAAUUUAGGGGAAAAUACAGAUUG